CGAUUCGUAUUUCGUGAUUGCGAUUCAGCGAUUGGUCGUGAUAGUGUCGCACGCUCGGUUGUUGUGAUAAUAUUUGAAAAUAAAAAACGUGCUAUUUAGUGACCUUUAACAAAAUAUACAUUUACUUAUGAAGACAAGGAAUACAAGUGAACAUUUUUACAAUAUAUUUUUAAAUCUAAAUGAAUCUAAAGACAAAAAUGUAAUAUUUAUUCUGUUAUAUUUAUUUCUGUGUCCUCAGUGCAAGUGUAUGAAUGACAUCUGAACAAGGACGACUUGUUAAUAAUAUUUAUUAUUGGUUGUGAAUUGUGAUCACGAUGGCGGCUUCAGGAGCUGCAAAUACGAGGCUAAAUGUCUUCCCAGCAGCAUCAGCUCCAAUGGGCCUUGCUAGUCCAGAUUUUGGUAUGUCUAUGUCUGUACCACAACAUAGUCACACAUUUGAUGUAAGAAGUUCCAGCUGUGGUGAUUCUUCCUCCGAAGCUCAUUCACCUGAGCUACCGAGGGCAAAAGCGAGCGAUAGAGAAUGUCGUAUUAUAGCAGAAAAACAUCGCAGAAGUCAAUUUAAUUCUGAAAUUGGGCAAAUGAUGACCCUUCUCUCUGAUAUAGUGCACUCUCAACGUAAAGUUGAUAAGACGAGUGUUUUGCGACUUGCCGCUAAUAAGUUACGAAAUGAACAUGUCUUCGGUAAUUCAAUCAAGUGUUGUCACAUAGAAACAUGGUCAAAUGCAAUUCUGAAAUUUUUUGAUAUUAUUGGCGGUUUUAUGAUUGCUGUCACAUGUCGCGGUCGUAUCUUCAACGUUUCCCCCAAUGUUCAAGAAAAACUAGGUUAUUGCCACAUUGACUUGCUUGGCCAAGACAUUUAUAAUUAUGUUCACACUGAAGAUAAAGAAACUCUAAAAAAGCAUAUUUAUCCAGUCGAACUGCAGACUGGUUGUGAUGCUAAAACAUUUGAACAGCAUCAUAUCUUUAGUAUAAGAUUGAUGCGUGCAGGUGCAAGAGCUGAUCCUCCAAAAUAUGAGCGUUGUCGUAUUGAUGGCAUGCUUCGUAGAUCAGAUAAAGCUACAUCAAAUGGGGUAGAAGAUGAGAAAACUAUACGAAGGCAGAGAGUACGGCACCAGAGAACCUUCUCUUCAAGUGGCAAUGAUUUUGUUUUCAUUGGUAUGGUCCAUCUGAUCACUAACCCCUUACCUCCAAGAAUGCUACCGCCAACAGCUUAUACAGAAUACUGGACAAGGCAUUUAAUUGACGGUAGAAUAGUGCAAUGUGAUCAGAGUAUAUCACUGGCAGCUGGCUAUAUGACUGAAGAAGUGACUGGGGCAUCUGCUUUUGUUUUUAUGCACAAAGAAGAUGUUCGUUGGGUUAUUUGUGUAUUGCGCCAGAUGUAUGAUCAAAGCAAGGAAUUUGGUGAGUCUUAUUACAGAUUAAUGUCACGGUCUGGCCAUUUCAUUUAUAUGCGAACAAGAGGUUAUUUAGAAAUUGAUAAAGAAACAAAAAAAGUGCAGAGCUUUGUUUGUGUCAACAGUGUUAUAGGUGAAGAAUAUGGCCAUAAAAUGAUGAAAGAGAUGAAAAGAAAAUAUUCAGUAAUGGUAGAUGACGGCAGGAAUCAAACUGAUAAAGUAGCUGCAACAGAUGAUGCUCCUGUAGAAAAUCCAAAGCACUUGGAAAGAAUUGUUAUGCAUUUGGUAGAACCAGCUGUGAGUGAAAGUUACGAUGAAUUGAAAUUGGUCGCUCCAUCAAAAGAAAAUAUAAUUUCAGCAAUUAAGAAUAGUGAAAAGGUUGUGCAAGAGACUGGAGUUAGGUUUGAUACUAGAAAAAGGAAAAAUUCUGAAAGCGAGGACAACAAUGAACAAUUAAAAAGGCAUAGCUGCUUAUCAGACUGUUAAUUUUGUGUGUUCCUUCAAAAAAAUGGGCAUCUCUGUGCAAAUAUAGUUUUAUAGGUUAAAUAUUACACAUUAAAUAAUAUCUAUGUUUGAAUGAUAUGUGUUGUUUUAAAAUACCAUUUGGAGCCAAAUUGUGUCCAACUUGUCCAUCCAUAAAAAUAGUCUUUAUGUUUUUUUUUUUUGUUAUGUUGAAAGUAGGAAUCAUUAAUAAUAAAAGGUAUCAUAAAACCUUUUUUGUUAAGCUUUUGAAAUUGAAUAAUUACUAUUUAAACAAGUAAUGUAGAUUACUUUGUGCCAAACAUGAUACUAAGAAUUUUUUGUGAAUACUAAAUUAAGAAAAUUGUUGGAAAAAAAAAAGAAAAUACUUGAGGCACUAAAAUUGUGUAGAUGUAAUAUACAUAUAAAGAGGUAGUUGUUAUUGUGAGAAAAUAAUUUGUCUAAUAAAAUCCAAACACAGCUGGUGAUAAUUAAUUUCAAUUGAUUCUAUAAUUCAAUGUUUUUAUAAUUUCCUGUUCAGUUACAUGUUACAUUUAGUGAUUUAGUGAUUGAAAAGGUGAGGAACAUUGGCGAAUUUAUAAUGGCAGGGUUUGUGAAGCCAUUUCUUUUGACAAUACUUGUUUCAUAAGGAAGCAAGUUGUGACAAGCAGGGUAAAUAGUUGGUAUAGGUAGCAAUAGUAUGAGCAUGGGAUUAAAUACUUAUUUAUAUUUUGUGGAACUAAACAAAUUGGGAUUUUU
Molecule: messenger RNA, 2612 nt
Organism: Zerene cesonia (dogface butterfly)
Lineage: Eukaryota; Metazoa; Arthropoda; Insecta; Lepidoptera; Pieridae
Gene: MET1
Product: aryl hydrocarbon receptor nuclear translocator-like protein 1
Exons: 1
Coding region: 315-1880 (521 amino acids)
Biological process (GO): regulation of transcription by RNA polymerase II
Cellular component (GO): cytoplasm; transcription regulator complex; nucleus
Molecular function (GO): DNA-binding transcription factor activity, RNA polymerase II-specific; RNA polymerase II cis-regulatory region sequence-specific DNA binding; protein dimerization activity
Source: RefSeq, a predicted model, not a curated record